This is a messenger RNA of Acomys russatus (golden spiny mouse), 2777 nucleotides long. It is a transcript of the gene Manba, whose product is annotated as mannosidase beta. The record is from RefSeq and is a predicted model, not a curated record. Gene Ontology annotation, biological process: glycoprotein catabolic process; carbohydrate metabolic process. Gene Ontology annotation, molecular function: beta-mannosidase activity. NCBI's taxonomy places the organism in Eukaryota, Metazoa, Chordata, Mammalia, Rodentia, Muridae. The transcript has 17 exons. The coding region runs from base 72 to 2711 and encodes 879 amino acids.
GCGGGGACAGAGCGGCUAGGCCUUGGAGAGGCUGAGGUGCCACUGCCAGGUCCCAGCUGCGGGAGGUCAGCAUGCAUCUCUACCUGCUCUUGCUGUUGGCGCUGUGCAGGGCAACCUGCGUGGUGGCGGGUCCCAGCUACAGCCUGAGGGGGAGCUGGCGGGUGAGCAACGGCAACGGCUCACUGAAGCUACCGGGGACUGUCCCUGGCUGCGUGCACAGCGCCCUGCAGCAGCGAGGGCUGAUCCAGGAUCCUUACUACAGAUUUAAUGACAUUAGCUACAGAUGGAUUUCCUUAGAUAACUGGACCUACAGCACGGAAUUUAAAAUCCCCUUUAAUCUCAGUAAACAGCAGAAAGUAAAGUUGAUUUUUGAAGGCGUUGAUACGGUUGCAGAAAUCCUGUUCAAUAAUGUCUCUAUUGGGAAGACUGACAACAUGUUCACUGGAUAUAGCUUUGAUGUCUCCAAUGUGGUCAAAGAUGUCAACUCCUUGACGCUGAAGUUCCAGUCAGCAGUGCGGUAUGCUGAGCUUCAGAGCAAAGCUCACACUCGUUACUCCGUGCCCCCAGACUGCCCCCCAAUGGUGCAGAAGGGUGAAUGCCAUGUUAACUUUAUCCGGAAGGCACAGUGCUCCUUCAGCUGGGACUGGGGGCCUGCCUUUCCCUCUCAAGGAAUCUGGAAAGAUGUUAGAAUUGAAGCCUAUAACAUUAGUCAUCUGAAUUACUUCACAUUUUUGCCAGUUUAUGAUAACACUUCCCAGGAGUGGGCUAUUGAAAUAGAGGCUUCUUUUGAUGUUGUAAGCUCAAAGCCGGUUGGUGGUCAGGUGACCGUAGCCAUCCCUAAACUGCAAACACAGCAAACGUUCAACAUUGAGCUUCAUCACGGGCAAAGCAUUAUUAAACUCCAUGUGAAAGUUAACAAGGAGAUUGCCGUGGAGACCUGGUGGCCUCAUGGACAUGGAAGCCAGACUGGGUAUAAUAUGACAGUUCUCUUUGUGCUGGAUGGAGAUUUAAGUAUUGAAAAAUCAGCCAAGGUUUGUUUCAGGACAGUGCAACUCAUAGAAGAGCCCAUUGAAGGGUCUCCUGGCCUAAGCUUCUACUUCAAAAUUAACGGACUUCCUAUAUUUCUGAAAGGCUCGAACUGGAUCCCAGCGGAUUCGUUCCAAGACAAAGUCACUUCCACACUGUUGAAGCUCCUUUUGCAGUCUGCCGUGGAUGCUAACAUGAACAUUCUGCGGGUGUGGGGUGGAGGCAUCUAUGAGCAGGACGAAUUCUAUAAGCUCUGCGAUGAACUUGGAAUCAUGGUAUGGCAGGAUUUUAUGUUUGCCAGUGCCCUUUAUCCGGCUGAGCAGGACUUCCUGGCCUCAGUGAGAAGGGAAGCUGCAUACCAGGUCAGGAGGCUAAAGUCUCACCCAUCCAUCAUCAUAUGGAGCGGUAACAAUGAGAAUGAAGUAGCUCUGAGGGUGAACUGGUUUCAUAUAGAUCCCAAGGACUUGGGAACUUAUAUUGAAGACUAUGUGACCCUCUAUGUGAAAAACAUCAGAGAGGCUGUCUUAUCAGAAGACAAGAGCCGCCCUUUUAUUGCAUCCAGCCCUACCAAUGGGGUCAAAACCAUGGCAGAAGGCUGGAUCUCUACUGACCCUGACAGCAUCCAUUAUGGAGAUGUACAUUUUUAUGACUAUUUCAAUGACUGCUGGAAUUGGGAGGUCUUCCCAAAAGCUCGAUUAGUGUCUGAAUAUGGCUACCAGUCCUGGCCUUCCUUUAGCACACUAGAAAAGGUCUCAUCUAAAGAGGAUUGGUCGUACAGUAGCCACUUUUCCCUUCAUCGGCAACAUCAUGUAAAUGGCAAUGACGAGAUGCUUCAGCAGGCCGAGCUUCAUUUCAGGCUCCCCCAGAGGACAGACCCAUUACGCAACUUUAUGGAUACUAUCUACCUUACUCAGGUGAUGCAGGCCCAGUGUGUCAAAACAGAAACCGAAUUCUACAUGCGCAGCCGCAGCGAGAUAGUGGAUGGAGCCGGCCAUACCAUGGGGGCACUCUACUGGCAGCUGAAUGAUAUCUGGCAGGCUCCUUCCUGGGCCUCUCUUGAGUAUGGAGGAAAAUGGAAAAUGCUGCAUUACUUUGCUCGGCGUUUCUUCGCUCCACUGUUGCCAGUAGGUUUUGAAGAUAAAGAUGUAUUUUAUGUCUAUGGUGUGUCAGAUCUUCACAAAGACUACGAAACAAGGCUCACUGUGAGGCUCUAUACCUGGAGUUCUCUGAAGCCUCGGUGCUCUCUUGUGACUUCAACAGCUGUGAUUAAAGCUGGGAAGGCUGCAGUCCUCUACAAGGAGCCGGUGCCCAAACUGCUCAAGAGAUGCCAGGGAUGUAUGAGGGAAACUUGUGUGGUUUCCUUUCACCUCUCAACGAACAGUGAACUCUAUAGCCCAACCAACUACCAUUUCCUGUCCUCCCUGAAGGAUGCUAAAGGGCUAAAGAAGGCCAACAUCACUGUCAACAUCUCUAAGAAUGGUGAUGUAUUUGUUUUUUAUCUGAAAACGUCAGCCAUCGCUCCCUUUGUUUGGUUGGAUGUAGGAAGCAUACCAGGGAGAUUUAGUGAUAAUGGCUUCCUCAUGCUUGAGAAGAUGCAUUCUGUACUGUUUUAUCCUUGGAAGGCCACUAGCAAGAAGAAGCUGCAGCAAGCUUUAAGUGUGACCUCCCUGACAGAUAUCCAAUGAAGGGACAUGGGUUGUGUUUCAGUGGGCACUGGCUGGAGAGGAAGGCGGCCUGGCGGAAAGCUGAAU